AUGAUUCAGUUACUGUUUCUGGUUCUAUUUGUGGAAGGUGCGAUUGCAUUCUUACUGUUGAUAAAGAUUGGUCCUUUGAGAGAGCUUGUGAUAAAAAGCCUUGACCAGAUGAAGAUGGGUAAAGGUCCUGCCACUGUGAAAACCAUAGCUGGAACUAUGUCUGUUAUUCUCUUCUCUAAUCUCAUGAGCAUUGUCAAGAUCCAGAACAAGGGUUCCAAGCUUGGCACUAUGUCUCCUAUGGAUCAGGUUCUUUGGAGAACACACUUGCUUGAAGCUUCUUUAAUGGGAGUCGUACUUUUUCUCGGCUUCAUAAUUGACAGAGUGCAUCAUUACCUCAGAAAGCUAAUCAAUUUAAGAAGCAAUGUUGGGUCAUCGAAAGAAGAACUUGAAGAGCUCCAGAAAGAAAGAACCGAAAUGAAGGAGAAAGAGGAGAAAGCAUCCAAGGAAAUCAAGCUGCUUCAAGAAAAAUUGUCAUCUAUUUUGGAGAGACUUAAGAAAGCAGAAACUGAGUCCAAAGAGAAAGAGAAGAAACUUGAAACCGCUGAAACCCAUGUUGAGGCACUUCAGAAACAGUCUGCAGAGCUGCUUCUAGAGUAUGAUAGAUUGCUAGAAGAUAACCAACAUCUCCAAAGCCAAAUCUUGGGGAAAACGAAGAGCUGAUGUUUUAAAAUUUGUCUGGUGUCAUUAAACAAUGGUGAAGAAGAGAGUUUAUGGAGUAUUACUGCAGUUGCAUGAAUUCUUGCAACAUUUUUGCUUUUAGUAUAUGGAUAUAUUGAUUGUCUUUUGAAACUGGUUCUUUUUUCUUCUCAAUUCUUUGGAAUGUUUUGUCGACAAUCAUAUAUAUAA
Camelina sativa (false flax) is the source of this 846-nucleotide messenger RNA. RefSeq lists its product as uncharacterized. The record is from RefSeq and is a predicted model, not a curated record. NCBI's taxonomy places the organism in Eukaryota, Viridiplantae, Streptophyta, Magnoliopsida, Brassicales, Brassicaceae. Gene Ontology annotation, biological process: intracellular protein transport; endoplasmic reticulum to Golgi vesicle-mediated transport. Gene Ontology annotation, cellular component: endoplasmic reticulum membrane; endoplasmic reticulum.